AUGUGCGGGAAUCCCUUGGGAAUUCUGGGUUUCCCACCCCAAAAUCCCUUUGGAAUUCUGCUGUUCCUGUACCGGCUGCUGGGGCUGUCGCUGUCCCAGUGCCCGCGGUCGGGGCCGCUGUUCCUGUACCGGCUGCUGGGGCUGUCGCUGUCCCAGUGCCCGCGGUCGGGGCCGCUGUUCCUGUACCGGCUGCUGGGGCUGGCCCUGGCUCUGUUUCCCCGGGCGGGGCCGGUGUUCCUGUACCGGCUGCUGGGGCUGUCGCUGUCCCAGUGCCCGCGGUCGGGGCCGCUGUUCCUGUACCGGCUGCUGGGGCUGUCGCUGGCUCAGUGCCCGCGGUCGGGGCCGCUGUUCCUGUACCGGCUGCUGGGGCUGUCGCUGUCCCAGUGCCCGCGGUCGGGGCCGCUGUUCCUGUACCGGCUGCUGGGGCUGUUGCUGUCCCAGUGCCCGCGGUCGGGGCCGCUGUUCCUGUACCGGCUGCUGGGGCUGUCGCUGUCCCAGUGCCCGCGGUCGGGGCCGGUGCGGGAGCAGCUCCAGGAGCUCCUGGACAGCGCCCGGGGCCUCCACGAGGCCGACAGGGAGGGCCUCUCGCUGUGCUUUGGGAUCUGUGCCCGGAACCACCUGGAGGAAACUUUGGAGAAAUUGGAGGAAUUUGUGAAUUCCGACGCCUUCAGGAAAUCCCAGGGGUUGUUCAGCAUCUUCAAGGAGCGCAGCGAGGCGGAGCAGGAGAAGCUGCGCGCGGCCCUGGUGCUCUGUUACGGCCGCGUGGCCGCGGCGGCGCCCCCGGAGCUGCUGCGCGCGCGCCUGGAGCCGCAGCUGCUGCAGAGGCUCCUGCAGCACGCCAAAACCAAGCUGCUGCGCUCGCGCCUGGAGCCGCAGCUGCUGCCCCGGCUCCUGCAGCACGCCAAAACCAAGGUUCUGGGAAUAAAAGUAGAGCCCAAGGACCCGGUGCUGAAGCUGAGCCUGGCCCGCAGCGUCUCCAUGAUCAGCCAAGCCCUGGCCUGCGGCAAUUCCGGGAACAGUUCCGGGAACAAUUCCGGGAAUUUCGGGAAUUACCCCGGCAACGGCCCCGGCGGCUGCGGCAGCAUCGCCCGCAAGGCCGAGCUGGUGGCGCUCAUGGUGGAAUUCCUGAGGGCGGAGCCUCCGGAGGCGCCGCGGACGCGGCUGCGGCAGCGAGCGCUGAGCGCCUGCGCACACCUGGUGGCGCUGGAGCCGCCCCUGAGCGAUUCCGAGCGCUCCGAGCUCCUGGACGCGGCCCUGGGAUCCGUCCUGGCCCUGCCCCCGCCCGAGCCCCCCAAAAACCGCCAGGAGCCCCCAGCCCAGGUUCUGUGGGAGAAGAUCUGCUCGGGGGACGCUCUGGGGGCUCUCUCGGAGCUGCUCCGGGGGCUCCUCCGGAGGCGCCUCAGCCCCGGCGGCCUCCGGGAGAUCUUCGCC
Messenger RNA from Melozone crissalis (California towhee), 1431 nucleotides. RefSeq names its product maestro heat-like repeat-containing protein family member 1. The record is from RefSeq and is a predicted model, not a curated record. The transcript is spliced from 18 exons. The annotation marks the transcript as partial. Lineage: Eukaryota; Metazoa; Chordata; Aves; Passeriformes; Passerellidae. Gene Ontology annotation, cellular component: cytoplasm.